AACUCCCAAAUACUUUCUCUAUCAUCUCUUUAUCUCUAACAACCACAACAACCGCUGCAAAUCUUUUCUUUCUCUCUCUCCAAAAUCGAGAGUGAAGAUGGCGCUCGAAGAUAGCAGCCACUGCCACCUCACCGACGCCGAUACUGCCGCUGCUGCUUCGAGCCCUUCCUCCACCGUCAGCCACACGCUCCUCCUCCUCCACUCCGACGAUCUCCACGCCAGGAUGGACGCGGCCAGGGAGAUUCGCCGCCUCACCAAGACCUCGCAGCGCUACCGCCGCCACUUCUCCGUCUCCAUCGCGCCGCUCGUCCAAAUGCUCCGCUCCCAAUCCGCCGACGCCAACGUCGCCGCGCUUGCCGCGCUGCUCAAUCUCGCCGUCAAGGACGAUUUAAACAAAGUGAAAAUAAUGGAAGCUGGUGCACUAGAACCAAUAAUUGACUUCCUUCAGUCUGAGCACGUUACUCUACAAGAGCACGCAGCUGCAGCCUUGAUCACUCUGUCUGCAUAUCCUAUCAACAAGCCGAUCAUUAGUGCUUCUGGUGCAAUUCCGCUGCUUGUAGACAUUUUGGCACAUGGGAGUUCACAAGCUAAAUAUGAUGCCGUAUUGGCUCUUUACAACCUAUCUACUCAUCCAGACACACUCAACGAGAUCCUUCAAAUGGAUCCAAUUCCUCCAUUGGUUAAUUUGCUUAAGUCCUGUAAAAAGUCUUCCAAAACCGUGGAAAAGUGCACUGCUUUGAUAGAUUCUUUGAUGGGUUUUGAGGAAGGAAGAGCAGCCCUCACAUCUGAAGAGGGGGGCAUACUUGCCGUUGUAGAGGUCCUCGAGAGUGGGUCACUGCAAAGUCGGGAACACACAGUUGGAGCUCUUUUGACCAUGUGCCAGAGCAACCGUGCAAAGUAUAGAGAACCAAUACUUAGAGAAGGAGUAAUCCCCGGGCUUCUUGAGCUAACUGUUCAAGGAACGCCAAAGUCCCAACCGAAAGCUCAAAUGCUCUUAUGUCUGCUGAGGGACACUCCAUAUCCGAGGUCUGAGCUUCAACCCGACACGCUGGAGAACAUCAUGUGCAACAUAAUAUCUCAGAUUGAAGGGGAGGAUCAAUUAGGAAAAGCAAAACAAAUGCUCGCUGAGAUGGUACAAGUCAGCAUGGAGCAGAGUUUACGACACUUGCAGAAGAGGGCGCUCAUAUGCACCCCAGCUGAUCUACCUAUUAACAGCUGCGGUUCUGAAGUUCCAACUAAAUGAUCGACGGAUGUGUGUACUUCACUCUCAAAAGCUCCAUUACGAUUGUUGGUGUUUGUACCACCAUACUCUCGGUUGCACAGGAACAAAGGAUGAAUAAAUGCGAGCAAAUAAAGAGGAGAAGAAAAGGAAAGGAUGCACGAAUGCCAGUCCAGGCCUUCUGUUUGGGUACUUGGUGAUUGGUAAGUGUUAAUAAACUGAUUUUAGUUAUAGUUGUGAGAAAACUUGUCUAUGUUUAUUUUUGUUUUUAUUUUUCUCUUUGUAAAACAGUGUGUUGAAAACUAUACAGUUGGUACAUAGUUUUUUA
Salvia hispanica is the source of this 1547-nucleotide messenger RNA. RefSeq names its product ARM repeat superfamily protein. NCBI's taxonomy places the organism in Eukaryota, Viridiplantae, Streptophyta, Magnoliopsida, Lamiales, Lamiaceae. Gene Ontology annotation, molecular function: protein binding. The record is from RefSeq and is a predicted model, not a curated record.